GGAUGGUGUCAAAAGCCGGCCCCUGAAACAUGCAGUGAACAGCUUGGAGCUGUGAAGUAUACAAACAUCUCAAGUGCGUGCCCCGGGAGCGCCCAUGCGCGCCGCUUGUUUGGGCAGACGGAUUCUGUCCGACCUUGGCUCAGGAAGCAAACUUUGGCGCGCCCGAAUUCCGCACGGUCUGAUCUGACGUAGGGGCUCACGGUUAUCUUAUUAAACCUUGACGCGUCGGGACGCUGUCGACAACCAGUGAGUCAUUUGAGAGACCGAGGAACAGAGCAGAACUACAACAAGAUGUCUGACGGCAGGAACCUUUCACCAGAGCAAAAGGCUAUCAAGGACCAGUCCCCUGUACAAGAAGGCGAGGUGCAGGAGGCGAAGUCAGGACUACAGUCGGGCAGCAGCAAGGCCGGCAAGUCGAAAACAUGGCGGAUGUUGGAGGAGAUGGGAGGUGAUGCGCCAUCCGUGUUUAACAAAGACAAGGCCACAGGCCAGGAGAGCGUGUGGAACAAGAAUCAGCCCAAAGCCAACAGGUACAACACUGUCCCCAUGCCAGGAGGAGGGGAGCCAACCUCGGUCUUCGGCAAGCGGAAGUAACGUCAUAACAGCGGAAUCCUGCAACGUUCACCCGCGUCCCGUUUGUAGAAACAAAAUGUUAAGUCAAGGAAAAGAAGAAAGUUAAAACUUCUGCUGGACGGUAUAAGUGUAGGGGAGUAAGGAAAAUUCAAGCAGCAUUCAAGCAGAUCUUGGGGGUAAGACUGGCUUUGGACAGUUACAUCAUAUGAGAAAAACCGUGUGAUUUUUAAUCUCCAUGAUUUCAACUAUAGCUAAGUCUGCAUUUUUCGGCAUCUUAAAGGACGUAAUGACACAAUGUCUGAAAGUGGCUCAGUCUGAUUUCAAAGUGUCUGAGUGGGCGUUUCCGACGAAAUCCAAUACAGCGACACCUGAAACAAGUGGCAACAGUCUGUGUCUAUGUUCUUUGACCCUCCCACAUAAACAUACCAUUGCAUUGGCCGGACAGUCGGCUAUUUGUGUAUUUUU
Messenger RNA from Branchiostoma floridae (Florida lancelet), 1038 nucleotides. RefSeq lists its product as uncharacterized. Lineage: Eukaryota; Metazoa; Chordata; Leptocardii; Amphioxiformes; Branchiostomatidae. Gene Ontology annotation, cellular component: nucleus. The coding region runs from base 292 to 594 and encodes 100 amino acids. Gene Ontology annotation, biological process: chondrocyte proliferation; chondrocyte differentiation; tissue regeneration. The record is from RefSeq and is a predicted model, not a curated record. The transcript is spliced from 4 exons.